This is a messenger RNA of Mugil cephalus (flathead mullet), 3801 nucleotides long. RefSeq names its product protein tyrosine phosphatase non-receptor type 3 (gene ptpn3). Lineage: Eukaryota; Metazoa; Chordata; Actinopteri; Mugiliformes; Mugilidae. Gene Ontology annotation, molecular function: protein binding; protein tyrosine phosphatase activity. Gene Ontology annotation, biological process: protein dephosphorylation. The record is from RefSeq and is a predicted model, not a curated record. The transcript has 27 exons. Gene Ontology annotation, cellular component: cytoplasm; cytoplasmic side of plasma membrane; cytoskeleton. Bases 636 to 3272 code for a protein of 878 amino acids.
AAACUGUUACUUCCUCUAUGAGCGCGCGCCUCAGUGUUGCGCUUCCAAGCGGGAGCGCGCACGCCGGGGCCGAAGGGGCGGGGCCGCGCGGAGUCAGCGCAGCCAGGGAUGAGAAACUUGUCCCGGAUAUUUACCUACUACCUACCCUACCUACCUGGCUCCUCCGACGCACCCCGUCCCGAGGUUUCCACAACGGGGACAUGAACCGUCUCUGAAGCGACGCCACUGAGGUAUCAACGCCCUCGUUUUCUUUUUUUUUCCUGUGUUUUUUUUUCUUUUUCUUUUUUUUUCUUUUUAAAGCUUUUCAGGGAAACUUGGCCAAGCUGAGAGGCUACGAGGACUGCCGUGGCUGGAGGAAAGUUUUCCUGCGGUGUGUGUUCCUCCUUUUGGGUGUAGCUGUGGAGGACUCCGGGCUGUCAACAGGUCCCUUGUUUCGCGCUGGGGCUCAAAGUACAGCGAGGUCACCGCAGAGUUCAUUAUCGACAGGCUGGUAUUGUCGGAGGAAACUUGUGUGAGAGGGAUUCGUUAAUUUGUUCAGCUGGACAUUCGUCGCUGUACACAUGUCCCCCCUCGAUGACGAGCUGAGGGCAGGGUGUUUGUCUUGAGACGGAGGCAGCGUUGCCGUGGUAACAGACAUGCCAAAACCGGACCUGCUCUGCCUGGUUCAGCUGCUGGACGGCACUAUCGAAACCUUCAGAGUCAGCAAGCAGGAUGAAGGCGUGGUUCUGUUGGACCUAGUAUGUGACCACCUGGGCCUGCAGGAGAGGCAGCUCUUCAGUCUGCAGAUCAGAGAAUCCAGCACAGCCAUCGCCUCGAUCCCAGCCAACAAGCACUCUCCUAGAUGGUUGGAGCCAGAGAAGCCCCUGAAGAAGCAGAUAAAAGGUCUUGCGUCUCCCUUUUAUUUGAACUUGAGAGUGCGAUUUUUCAUCUCUGAUCCCAAUUCUCUGCAGCAUGAGCAAACAAGGCACCUCUACUUCCUCCAGAUCAGGAGCGACAUUAGAGAAGGACGGUUGCAGUGCCCACUGAGUGCGGCUGUAGUGCUGGCUUCUUACGCCGUGCAGUCGGAGAUGGGGGAUCACUGUCCGUCCCGACUACCUGGUUACCUCUCAAAAUGCCACUUCAUCCCUGAACAGGAUGAAGACUUUGUGUCUAAAGUGGAGGAUCUGCAUCCACAGCACAAGGGGCUUAAGCAGUGCGAGGCUGAGCUGUGUUUUCUCAACACAGCACGGACGCUGGAGUUGUAUGGAGUGGAGCUGCAUGCCGCCGUGGGUGCCAGUAACGCCCCUCUGAUGGUGGGUCUGGCCUCAAGUGGUGUUGCAAUAUUCUGCAACAUGAUUUGCUCCAGUUUCUUCCCUUGGGGGAACAUCAUCAAGAUUUCGUUUAAGAGGAAACGCUUUCUAAUACAUCUGAAACGUAAACAUGGUGAGACCCAGGACUGUGAGGUGUCUCUGGCUCUGCCUUGUCCGAAGACUUGUAAAAACCUGUGGCGCUCCUGCGUGGAUCAUCACUCUUUCUUCUCCUCUAACCGGAAUACCAGGAGCCCCAAAUACAACAACAGCACAAUUCAGUCCUACAGAAAACUCAUAACACAACACCUGGGCCUCAGCCACAGCAAAACCGAGGGUGGUCCAGUGUGCCAGCGCGUGGUUGGAGGGAUGGUGUGGAACCCAGUCCUGCCGAGGUCAGUUUCCUCAGAGCAUCUCGAGACCAAGAGUCUGCCCUCAAGAUCGCCCCCAACUACCCCCAACUGGCGCAGUCCUCGGGUUCGCCACGGCAUCCGCAAGCCUCGCCCGUCCUCGGUGGAGCUGACCAACGACCUGAAAGACAUGUCGGAGGGCGAGGACGUCUUCUACACGUACAGGGCAUCUAUGGGCAGCAGCAAGGACAGCGAAGGAGACGCGUCGCCUCACCGCCAUUCUGGCUCUCACAACCAGGGACCAAAUGAUGGUUUGUUGCAACAUGAUGACAGUAUAGGAGACGACGACAGCUUACCUCACUAUGAUAAGGGUGCUCUCGGAGACGGGGACUUGAUGCUAAUAUGUCUCAGCCCCGAUCAUGAGGGCAAGUUUGGCUUUAAUGUUAAAGGUGGAGUGGACCAGAAGAUGCCUCUAGCCAUAUCCCACGUUAAACCUGACUCGCCGGCAGGUCGCUGUGAACCCAAACUCCUUGAGGGCGACCUGGUGGUUCUCAUCAACGGUCGAGACAUUUCCGAACACACACAUGACCAGGUCGUCAUGUUCAUACGAGCCAGCAGGGAGUCGCACUCCAGAGAGCUGGCUUUGCUUAUCAGACGUAAAGGUCCUGGCCGGACGGCACCCCUGCUGCAGCUACCUCCCGCCCUCACACUCACCGUCCAGACGCAGGAGGACAAGCGACUUUCGCCCGGCCAUUCGCCCGGCCAUUCGGAGCGGGUCACAACUCUGGAGGAAUCCAUGAGACAGCUGGAGAGAGGGAUACAGUCUGGCACACUUUGUUUCCAUUUUGAGAAUUUAUACAGGAGGAAGCCCGGUUUGUUGCUGAGCUGUGCUCACCUCCCCGAGAACAUGGACAAGAAUCGAUAUAAGGAUGUUUUGCCUUAUGACGCCACCAGGGUGGUGCUGCGGGGUCACGAGGACUACAUCAACGCCAGCCACAUCACGGUGGCGCCCCCAGUGUCUGGUGUAUGUUUACGUUACAUUGCAGCUCAGGGUCCAUUGCCACAGACCUGCACUCACUUCUGGCAGACUGUUUGGGAGCAACAGACACACACCAUCAUCAUGCUUACAACUCUAACAGAGAGGGGACGGACCAAGUGCCACCAGUACUGGCCUCAUCCGCCGGAAGCAAAGGACUACGGGUACAUGCGGGUGAAGUGUCACUCGGAGGAGUGUAAUCUGGCGUAUGUGACGCGACAGUUCACCCUGACACACACACAGCUGGGUGAGGAACGAGCUGUCACACACCUGCAGUAUGUCGCGUGGCCGGACCACGGCGUACCCGACGACCCUUCAGACUUCCUGCUGUUCAUCAGCUCGGUCAGGGAGCGGAGGAGAGGUGAAGAGCCUCUAAUGGUACACUGCAGCGCUGGGAUUGGACGGACAGGCGUUCUGAUCACCAUGGAAACGGCGCUGACUCUGUUGGACGAGGGUCGGCCGGUGUUCCCGCUGGACAUUGUCAGAACACUCAGAGACCAGCGAGCCAUGAUGGUUCAGACCACGUGUCAGUUCCAGUUUGUGUGUGAGGCAAUCCUGCAAGUCUACAAAGAGAAACAGGAGAAAACUAAAGCCCCGUAACCCCACCCAGCAACAGGACCAGAACAGACUCACUUUUCUCCCUCUGCUCCUAGUAGGAAGCGACUCCUGCAGAGGAACCCACAGAGCUAUCUAAGAUUAACUUCUCUCAUGCUUAUAAGGCUGGGACCCAGACUGGAUAAUGAAAGUAUAACUAGCGCCACAGCACAGCUUUCUGUGAUCUGUGAGAAUAUCAAUCUUUCACCUAGUCGGCCUUAGUUUUUGCUGAAAGUGCAUUAAGCUUAUAGAGGCUGCCGUCUCCAUAGAGACUGAUGAAAGACUGAGGUGAGCUGCUAAUACCUGUACAAGAGACCACUCAGGGGUGGCGACUCUGCUUAUUAAGCUACAUGUGCCUUAGACCGAGGAUCGUUGUAAUCUGUAGUUUCAUCUGACUGGCUGACUUUGGAUCACUACAGCAGAUACAGUAAGGUCAUGGUUGUGCAGCACUGCACGUCGUCUAACAGAGGAGCACCAAAUUCACCAUUCAUCACUCUUAAAUUAUUACAACACUAAAUAAACACAUUGAUUUAUA